AUGCCAACGAAAGCUCAUAAAAUCGAUGCUGAUUUCGGUGGAAUUACUCUGGAUUUGGCAGCAGCUCAACGUCACGUGUGGAAUAGUGACAUUGCUUCCUAUAUAGAGCUAUCAAAAGUUGCUCUGAAACCGACGCGAGCACUCGCUAAAGGUACUCAUUCAGUUCAAGGCAUGAGGUGCGAUAAUUUGCUACUUUUUUCCCAGGAAAAUAUUCUCUGUACAAUUCGGACGAGUUUCCAUGAGUGGAUACGUCAACAGAAUUUUGAUAUAGUUGUAUCAGGAAGGCGUCGAUUUGUUGUGACCGUAUCCACAAACCCACUCGAGUAUGUGGUAAACGCACUAGGUAUACCAAACACACCCAGUUUUGUUCCAGUAAACAACAAAGGCUUUUCGGUGCCAAUGACGUACAUGGAACGAGCACUGAACCUUCUAGAAUACGUCUUCACGGCAACAAUCAUUAAAUAUACACUAGAGCCGGAGUUUGACGGGUACUUCGACCAGAAAUUCGGCAAAAAUGCCUGGUCUAUGCAG
Molecule: messenger RNA, 531 nt
Organism: Cooperia oncophora
Lineage: Eukaryota; Metazoa; Nematoda; Chromadorea; Rhabditida; Trichostrongylidae
Source: the annotation of a GenBank genome assembly